Brassica napus (rape) is the source of this 3389-nucleotide messenger RNA. Its product is annotated as putative F-box protein At1g46984. Lineage: Eukaryota; Viridiplantae; Streptophyta; Magnoliopsida; Brassicales; Brassicaceae. Gene Ontology annotation, molecular function: protein binding. The record is from RefSeq and is a predicted model, not a curated record. Bases 1259 to 2455 code for a protein of 398 amino acids. The transcript has a single exon.
GGUUUUCUUCUGAUUCGAUAUCUAGAACUUCUUCUUAUGCAUCAGAAGCUUCGGUUUACUAAACUAUAGCCGAAAUUCUAGAGAAGUUAUCAUCAAAAUUCUCAUAAUUGACAUCUAAAGCUUUCUUGUAUGCUGAUAGACUUCAAUUACUAUAUCAAUAAUAUCCAGCCUGAUUAACUUCUGAAGGUUCUCGGUUCUUAUGGGGGAGCGACAUCUAAAAUAGAGACUUGAAAAAAAAAUCUAAGAAAUGAAAUAUGUCGACCAGGACUAGGGCGGAGGAAUCUUAUCAUGCAUAACUAAACAAAACGCUUUUGGACAGGAAUAUCGACUAAUUGAAGCAAUUAUGAUCCCGGCCAAGGAACAAAUGCAACAAUAAGUUUGUAUGGUUCAAACCAGCCAGACCAUUGACCAAAACACUGCUCUAUGGGUUCAUAAAAUGUCCAGCAUAAUUUAUGAGUUUUAAGACAAGUGAUUCAGAAACCCUGCUCUUGUUUAAAACCUGCUGGACAUUGAUCAAAACACUGCUCUUGUCUAAAAUCUCAUAAAUUAUGCUGGACAUUUUAUGAGGUUUUAAACAAAAAAUUCAGAAAUCUAAUUGGGGAUGCUACCAAGCCCAACUCAUUCCAAGCCUUAAGAAGCCCAAGAAAGUCCAUCACAUAUGAUUUAUAUGUCUGCCAAACAUACCAAGAGCAUGGUGUGAGAAGGCUUGUGGUGCUUAGAGCAUCUGCAUCGUGUCUCUAAAGGUAGGGGGUCCACGAUUUUGGACAAAACCGUAUACAAUGUGUGCACAAUAAGAAACGUAUAAUGUGUGAUUUUUGCACUGUUCACGGACCCCACUGACACGUGGCGGCUCGAGAUUAGUGCGCUUUUAUUUUUUUUUUAAAUAAGAAAAAAUAAAAAUUAAAAUUAAAAUAAAAAUAAGAAAAGUAUAUGGGAUAAAGAUGUUCUUACCACCUCAACAUAGCAUACCUGUAAAAAACUUUCAAAUUAAAAUCUACCUUUUAAAAUUGAUUUUCUCUUAAUAUAUAAGGGAUUAUAUAUUUACCACAUAAGGGAUGAUAUCUUUCCCACAUAAAUUUGAAGUUCAGUUGAUGACUGGUUGAAUAAAAUAGAAGUCAAAGAUACGGUCAAAUAUUACUAAAGUUAAAGAUUUUGAAAAGUUAAUGCAUGAUAAAAAGAACGAUAUUUUUUGACAAACCUAUAAGUUUGUACGCAGUACGCGUCCUAAUUGUAUUCUUAGAACGGAACAAACUUUGCCAUGAACCGAGAGAAGUACAAUCCAAUGAAUCACUGUAAGAUCAUCAGACGCCGCACACAAUCAUCCACGACCUCCUCAACGUAUGUAGGAGGGAACCUAGAGACGCUUCCCAUCGAUCUCAUCGUGGAGAUACUCAAGAGAUUACCAACAAAGACCAUUGCAAAAUGCCGUUGCGUCUCGAAGCAGUGGGGUUCCUUACUUUGCGAUCCAUAUUUCACGAAAUCAUUCCUGACAUGUUCAUCAACUCGGCCACGUCUUCUGUUCACAUUCGAAUUUGGCGGCAAGUGGCAUUUCUUCUCGUCCCCUCAGCCUCAAAAUGGCGAUGAGCAGGUUGUAAUAGCAGAUUAUCAUAUGGGUUUCUCUGGAGAUUGGUACAAGGAAACUUGUAUACUCGCCAACGGGUUUAUCUAUCUAAAUGAUAGGAAGAUGUUAAAGGAAAAGAUGGAAAGGGUUCCUGUGAUAUGUAACCCUAGCACGGGCCAGCAGGUACAUUUACCUAAAGUGUUAGCAAAGAAUAAGGACUUGAGAAGCUUUUUAGGGUAUGAUCCGAUCGAGAAUCAACUCAAGGUUUUGUGUAUGACUGUGGCAAGGUAUAGAGAACAAACUAACUCUAGAGAGCAUCAAGUUCUGACGUUAGGGAAAGGAAAACCAUCAUGGAGGAAGAUCGCAUGUUUGUUUCCGCAUUUUCCUGAGAAUUUCGGAACUGGGAUAUGCAUCAACGGGAUUUUGUAUUACAUAGCUCGGAGCAACUUGAAUACAGUGAUAGCAUGCUUUGACGUUAAGUAUGAGAAAUUUAGGUUUAUACAAAUAGAUGAUGAGAACUCUAAGUUGUAUUGGUUCUUGACGUUAAUAAACUACAAGGGAAAGUUAGGUGCCAUAGUCUAUGAUCGUAGUGCCAAUGGUCAGUUAUGGGUUCUAGAUGAUCCUGAAAAGGAGAAAUGGUCGAAGCAUAUCUUUCAUUUGCCAGAUGCAGCUUUUUGGAUCGUGAGAUCAAUUUGGGCAACUGAUACGGGUGAAAUUGUUUGGACGCGAAGUCGUUGGACCCAUCCAUUCUAUGUCUUCUACUACAAUCUAGAGAGACAGAGUGUUAGAAGAGUAGAGAUCAAAGGAAUUGAAGGGAAGGUAUUGAUGGGUCACUAUCGUCCCGAAGCAAUCUUAACCUUCACAAACCAUGUUGAGAAUGUGAUGCUUCUGUAAUAAAUAUGUGGCUGAUCUCAGUGUUUUUUUUCUCUCUUUUUUUGUUGUUUCCUUGUUUGAUUCUAACUUUUAAGUCUUUUCUUCAAUUGAUCAUUUCUGAAUCUUAAUGUUUAGUUUUUUUUAUUUGAUUUACUUGUGUAUUUUUCUGUCACUUAACUCUCAACGACAUUGAUCUCGUUAUUGUUUUCCUGCUACUGCUUUUUUUUUUAUAUGCAUGAUAUCACUUACAGAUUACGUAAACUUGAGAAACAAAUCUUACGUAAAAAUAUAUAAGCCACAUAACGUUAGUCCUCGUGAGCUGUGAGGUUUUGAUGAUGCCAAUAAGCAAGUAUGAUUGAGGUGCGCGGGUGUAUUCACUUUUUAACUUUUAAUAUUAUCAUAAACAUAAUUGUUUAUGUUAUUGUUAUAGAUUCAUAAAUUUUUGACAAUGGUGUGUCUUAUUCAAUGUGUUUUGCGUCCAUUUAUGAACUAUGAGAUUAUGUUUUUAUUUUAUUGUGAUUUUAUUUACUUAGUAAAGUGAAAAUUAAAUUAUAAAAUUUGAAAGUUUUUGUUUUAUGAAAUUAAACUAUUAAUAUUGGGAUUUAAGUUGAACAUUAAGUUCAAAUUUUAUAUUGAUAUUUUUAAAACAAAUAUAUUAUUUAGACAGAAACAUAAAAAAUAAUGAAAGCAAGUUACGCAAAAUACAAUUGUACCACAUUUUUGAGAAAAAACUCCAGUAUAAUUUUGUAAAGAACAAAAACACAGUGGAUAAAAAAUAGAGUCUCAUAUUCUAAAACAAUACCUAUUGGGAAAAGAAUGACUCAGAGUCCAUCACGUCAACCUUCACUUGUACCACAAGCAAUACAAUUACCAUCUGCUCUAGAAUUUGAAGAUCACAUACCGCUACUUGAGCCAGGCUUAGAGCUUGGUCAAGAUCACAUAAAAGAGCAAGCUU